This is a messenger RNA of Lentinula edodes (shiitake mushroom), 2712 nucleotides long. RefSeq lists its product as uncharacterized. NCBI's taxonomy places the organism in Eukaryota, Fungi, Basidiomycota, Agaricomycetes, Agaricales, Omphalotaceae. The annotation marks the transcript as partial. Gene Ontology annotation, cellular component: membrane. The transcript is spliced from 2 exons. The record is from RefSeq and is a predicted model, not a curated record. Gene Ontology annotation, molecular function: calcium ion binding.
AUUCCUCUCUCUGCUAGCCUUUCAGUGCAAAUUCCGCUCGAUAAGCAAUAUCCUCCUGUUGCCCAUGUCGGUCAACCUUACAGCUGGACUUUUUCCAACAAUACAUUUGAUUAUGCUUCGGACUCUACUCCGCCAACGCAUACUGUAUCGCCCUUGCCAGACUGGUUAUCCUUCAAUGCUGUGACUAGAACGUUCUCAGGAACUCCUUCCCAAGCAGAUCAAGGAGAACCCGAAAUAACAAUUACUGCGCAUAUCGGCGAUGCUUCUAAUUCUACUAAAUGCAACAUCCUUAUCACUACCAGUCCAGCACUCACUCUCAAUCAACCUAUCUCAGCCCAGUUCUACGAAGGCAAUCCUUCGUUGUCAUCUGUGUUCACCGUUUCAAACAACUCUGCAAUCUAUACUGGCAAUCCGACCAUCCGUGUUCCUCAUAAAUGGUCUUUUAGUGUCGGCUUCUCAAGCGAAACUUUCAUGAAUUCUCAAGAUAACGCCCAUUACACUGUGUUACAAAGCGAUAAAUCACCCAUCCCGUACAAAAUGGAAUUCACUCAGGGGCCUGACACGCUGGGCGGUACAGCCCCUCUGCUUGAAGAAGUAGGCUCUACUGCAACCUUCCACCUUGAACUUAUCGGAAUAGUUUCUGGCGCUUACUCGGAUGGCUCUCUUCCUUUCGACAUGGUCAUCGCUGAUCACGAACUCUCCAUGGAUUCGAAUUCACUUCCUAUCGUCAACAUCACGAGAGACGCUAAUUUUACCCUCAAUUUUGGUUCCAAUGGUGAUCUUGCUGGCGUUCUAGUAGACGGAGAAGCGAUAAAUCCCAGUGAUAUAUUAGACCUCUCCAUCGAUACGUCUUCUUGUGGCUGGCUUCAAUGGGACGGUGCAUCUCGGCUCCUGACGGGAAGCACCGUGGGUCAGGACUUCAACUCCUCCACAGGGCCACAUCUUCCUGUCACGCUUACUACGACCUUCAACCAAACGAUUCGAACCAUUCUUCCACUGGCUAUCGAACCUUCGUUUUUCACGACCGGGACUUUUCCGGCCUAUACGAUCCCUGAAACUGGACUAGCAUCGUUCGAUAUUCAUCCAUACCUCUCAAAUGUUACCGGAGAAAAGCCUGCUGAUGUCAAUAUGUCCAUUGCCGUCGAACCCUCAUCUGCAGCUUCCUGCUUGACCUUCAAUUCAACUUCACUCGUUGUGGAAGGCACUGUUACUGGAGAUUGCCAAGUAUCAAAUAUUUCUGUUACCAUUGCUGCUUACUCUCAUGUAACACAUUCGACGUCUCAUGCCACCCUUCCUAUGACAGACUCUUUCAAGAAAAGUUCGGGAACCCCGCAUCAUCCGGGAUCUCUAUCGUUUUCUGCUCACAAGAAACUUAUCCUCGGCAUCAGCAUUGCUUUCGGGAUCGUAGGUGGCCUCUCUGCAUUGGGCACGUUCUUAGCCUCAGUUCGUCGAUGCUUGCGAGUGCAGGAUCCCGUACUGGCUACCGAGCAAUGUCAACGAAAUCUGUCUGAAAGUGACCAAAGGUGGUACGGUCUAGUUGCAGAGAAGUCCCACGCUGGAUGGAAUCACGAAUCCACUCUCCCUACGGAGAAGCGGCGUCCAGGGAUGGAGCUUCUGCGAUCGCCUCGGAACUAUGGUAAUAUUGGCUUGGGCUUGGAUCCUUCGAAACGAAGUUACACACAGGAAUUUAUGUCACCUUCGAGCGCUGCUGGAAGCAAGUAUCAAAGUCCAGGUGUAAUGAAGAAAGUUGAUUUCAUGAAUCGGAUACGUGAAACUGUUCGGAACGUGAGCGACAAGCUCGGCACUCAAUCUAGCAAGAAAAGUACACCCAUCAGGAGAGGUAUCAUCGGUAAACCCAUCUUACUCAAUGCUCAAGAAGGGCAAAUUCCUCGUGCGAAUGCAAAUGCGACCGAUCCCUUCGUAGCUCCCAGCACUGGGAAUGUCUCGGUAUGUCUCUUGAUAUCUUCUCUCUAUUUGCACAUCACCCCUGCAAGCGUUCAUUUUGCGGAUUUGACGCGUCAGCUGUCCACUGAUUCGGCCCACUCUUUGGAUUCCAUCAGAACUCAUGCGAAUGAAGCCGUGGUCCAGACUGCUACUCGCCACCCUUCCAUGCCCGAUGCUACACAAUCUCGACCACGUUUGAAGCAAGUCACCAGUGCUAUGCGUGUCCCUCCUCCGAAGCUGGUCACGUCGUCGUCAGGCACUGACGGGUCUACCAGUGGCUCUAUUCUCAGCGCUAGAGUCACUAGUCAGAAGGCCAAGAUCUGGACGGGUGAAGAUGCCAUUCCGACCACGGGCACAGGGGAUGAACUUUCAAUGGGAAUCCGUUACGUUACCGCCUUGGGCGGAGACUCUUAUCUGAUGUCUGACGUUCGUCCUGGCUCUUCAUACACAGUUUCUACGCAUCUACAAUCCACGUACUCACUAGACGCGCCAGAUCAUGACCGUAGUGGGGUAAACAGGCUUAUUAUACGGGCAGAUGAACGGUUUGAAGUACUCAUAUCGGUUGGAUCAGCUAAGAAACUUGAAGCAAGGUUGAUCUCGGGAGAUAACACACCUGAUUGGAUGGAAUUCGAUCUGAGGCCCAAUAAAGGGAAAAUAGAACUAUAUGGACUCCCUUCGAUUGCAGAUGUUGGGGACUGGGAUGUUCGAAUUAUCGACACGCAGAAUGGCAGUUGGGUUGGUGAAGUGGGCUUGCAGGUGGUUCCAAAA